Molecule: messenger RNA, 1113 nt
Organism: Engraulis encrasicolus (European anchovy)
Lineage: Eukaryota; Metazoa; Chordata; Actinopteri; Clupeiformes; Engraulidae
Product: short transient receptor potential channel 5-like
Exons: 4
Coding region: 1-1113 (370 amino acids)
Source: RefSeq, a predicted model, not a curated record
AUGUAUCAUCUGAUCUCUGUUAUCCAGGAAGUAAUUAGGAACUUGGUGAAGAGGUAUGUGGCAGCCAUGAUCCGAAGCGCCAAGACUGAUGAAGGCCUGACAGAAGAAAACUUCAAAGAGCUGAAGCAGGACAUCUCCAGCUUCCGCUACGAGGUGCUGGACCUGCUGGGCAACCGCAAGCCGCCGCGCCGCACCUACUCGUCCAGCAGCGAGGCCACGCAGCAGGACGACGACCCCGCUGAGGAGCUCAAGACCAAAAACCCCAAAGGAGGCGUCUCCUUCGGCCUCUCCUCCUCCUCGGGGAAGAAGUCGCGGGACCACGAUCGGGACUCGGCGGAGUUUGGCGUGUCAGCGUUGUUCCGCUCCAUGUCGGGCCCCUCGAUGUCAGUGGAGGGCCCCCUGUCGCCGGUGAUGCCCAUGCCGAUGAUGAUGGUUCCGACAGUGCCGGCAGACGAUAAAAAACCAAAGAGCAACGGGCUGCGCAAGUUCGCGCCCUCUACGUCGUUCAUGCGCAACAGCGGCAGUGGUGGCGGAGGCGGAGGAGGAGGCGGAGGAGGAGGCGGAGGGGGGCGGCUGCAACGCUUCUCGCGUUCCAAGAAGGACUCUCUGCGGCGACUGGGUCUGCUGUUCUCGCGCAUGAACGGACACCUGCCCUCCAGCGAGCCGCCGCCCUCCUCCUCGCGCUCCGCGUACAGCAUCUCGGACGGCGUUGACCUUCACGUGACCUCUGACGACCCCGACUUGCCGCAGGUCACGCGCAGCAGCAGCGGCAGCGACCUGCACCGCCUCAGCGGCCUCGGGGUCGGGGUCGGACUGGGACUGGGACUUGCGAUGGACGAGAUCGGAGCGGCACAAGCUGACUCCAUCAGCACCAGUAUCUCCAUCACCGUCCCCAUCACCACCACCACCCGCAUCAGCAUCAGCAACAGAGCAGGCAGGCAGCCACUGGCCCUGGGCACCCUACACUGUGCUUCCAGCAUCACCGCCUCCAGCUCCCGACUGCUCAGCUCCAGUGAGGACAUGUGCGAAGGCUGGGUCGGGCCCUGUGGCAGCCUGGGCUCUAUCAGCAGCUGGGCAGGGGACCAGGAGGAGUCCGUCACCACCCAGCUAUGA